Molecule: messenger RNA, 786 nt
Organism: Hylaeus volcanicus
Lineage: Eukaryota; Metazoa; Arthropoda; Insecta; Hymenoptera; Colletidae
Gene: Osi14
Exons: 3
Coding region: 1-786 (261 amino acids)
Source: RefSeq, a predicted model, not a curated record
AUGAACAAGUUGGUGAUUCUGGGACUUUUGGUGGCGUCCGCGGUGGCAGUGCCCAUGCCAGACCCUAACGUCGUGCAGGUGAACAGGGAUCUCGAUUGCUUGGAGCAAGAGAACGCGCUGUUCAGUUGCGUCUUCGUCAAGACCGUCAGCACGCUGGACAGGGCUGCCAGGUCCAGCGACAUCGACAUCAUCGAUGGCGUCAAGUUCGUGCGGGAUACGCCUAUGGAACGCAACGGCAAAGACCUGAAGACUGAGAUGGACAUCAUGAACGAGCUGCCCAGGGACACCUCCGACAGAGCUUUGAAAUUGGUCAGCAUGCUUUACGAGUCGGCGAUGUCCUUCAUGAAGUCUCACAGCCUGAAGCUGAGCAUGCCCGACGAGGGAUCAAUUUCUCGCGCUCUCAACGAAGGUCGCGGCAAGAUGAAGAAGAUGAUUCUUCCCAUAAUCGCCGCAGUAGCACUCAAGAUUUUCGCUCUGGUGCCCAUCCUUCUGGGAGGUCUGGGUCUCCUGGUCCUGAAGGCUCUGUUCGUAGGCAAGAUCGCCCUUCUGGUAGCCGGUGUGUUAGCUUUCCAGAGGCUGUUCGGCAGUGGCAGCUCGGGAGCCGCCAGCAUCUUCAGCAAGAACACCCAGCCUGCCCCUGCGUGGCUCGACAGCGGUAGCCAGCCUUGGCCAGCCUCUGCUGCGACCCAAUCCCAAGGAUACUACAAGCGGAGCUUCGACGAGAAGAUGGACGCUCACUCGAUGGCGUACGCUGCUCAGGCACCUAUCAUGAACGAGGCUCACUAA